Messenger RNA from Andrographis paniculata, 1335 nucleotides. RefSeq names its product polygalacturonase-like. The record is from RefSeq and is a predicted model, not a curated record. Gene Ontology annotation, molecular function: polygalacturonase activity. Gene Ontology annotation, biological process: carbohydrate metabolic process. Bases 1 to 1335 code for a protein of 444 amino acids. The transcript has 4 exons. NCBI's taxonomy places the organism in Eukaryota, Viridiplantae, Streptophyta, Magnoliopsida, Lamiales, Acanthaceae.
AUGUCGAUGAGUUUGUUCUCAUUCUUCUCGAUCAUCCUCUCCUUGGUGGUAAUAGAAUUUAACAACGUAGGCGCACAGCCCGUCGUGUAUAACAUCGAAACAUACGGAGCAAGAUAUGGCGAAGAUAUCGCGCCGGUUAUGCUACGCAUUUGGAAGGAGAUUCAAGCAUCUGCAAGGCCAAUGGCGAGUAAAAUCGUUAUCCCGAGUAGGAAAUGGUACCUUAGUGAGUUGCAACUGGAAGGACCUAACAAAGCACGUAUUGAACUUGAUGUGCGAGGAAUAGUGCAAGCCCCCGAGUGGAUGCCGAUGCCGGCAAACAAAGGGGGUUGGAUUACUAUCCGUCACAUGAAUGGCUUCGUCCUAACCGGUGGCGGUGUGUUUGAUGGACGAGGCCAUCAAGCAUGGCAACAAAAUCAGUGUCAUCAGAAUUCAAAUUGUCCGCAAUUCCCCUUGAACUUGAGCUUCAACUUCAUGAACAACUCGGUGAUACACAACGUGACGACGAGGGAUAGCAAGGGGUUUCACAUGAACUGCAUCGGAUGCCACAACGUGACAUUUGCGCGGGUUAGUGUUUCGGCCCCGGGGGACAGCCCCAACACAGAUGGAAUUCACGUCGGAAGAUCUUCCAAUGUUGUCAUAAGAGAUUCUGUUAUAGAGACCGGAGAUGACUGUGUGUCCAUUGGCGACGACACUCACCAACUCCAUGUAGUGAAUGUGAGAUGCGGCCCUGGCCAUGGGAUCAGCAUCGGCAGCCUCGGCAGAGAUGCCACCGAGAAAGAUGUGUCCCAGAUACACGUCAUCAACUGCACAUUCUCUAACACGCUCAAUGGGGUUCGAGUCAAGACAUGGCCAUCUUCUCCAAUCCAACUCAAAGUUACAAAUCUGGAAUUCCGCAACCUAGUCAUGAACAACGUCAGUUAUCCGGUCAACAUCGAUCAGCAUUAUUGCCCGCAUAAUCUCUGCAACAACCAGAGUCCAUCCCAAAUCGAGAUCAGCAAUGUGAUGAUCGAAAAUGUAAGAGGCAGUUCAUGGACACCCGAUGCAAUCGUCCUUAACUGCAGCAGAAGCAAGCCGUGCACGAAUGUCUCCAUCGGCAACAUUGAUCUCAACUUUGAUGGAUCUAUCAGUACCCAAGAAGGAGAAACUCGCCAUGCCCGCACCAAGUGCGCCAAUGUCCAACCCAUACUCUUCGGCAAACAAAAUCCAUCUGUCUGCACUGCCGCCGGAGCAACUCCUCAUAUAAACACUGCUGCUGCAAUUGAUGCUGAUGAAGAUAAUGUUGAUGAUGAUGAUGAUCAUGAAUUACAAGACUACUUAGAUAAGUAUUUCCCUUGA